AUGGCCGAGUAUAACAGCGCGGUCGAGCCGAAGAUGCCGGUGCUGAAGGGCGAGACGUUGAAGGACUUCACCAGAUACAAGAGGGCAGUUCAGGCGGCGGAGCUGAGUUGCGAGAGUAAGGAGUCGAAGCAGGCGCUCGGUCCGAAACUGUAUAGGAACUUGCUGGGCGCAGACAACUCCAUAAGCGUGCUGAUCGAGCAGGCGAAUCCCAAGGACUACUCGACGGAGGGCGGCGCCCAGAUACUACUACGAUUCCUCGAGGAGCAGCGCUUCGCCAAGAGCAGUUUCAGGGAGCUGCCGAAGGCGUUCGACGCCUUCUUCGACCAGACUCACUUCGAGAAGAAAGGCGAAGAGCCGAUGGCGGCGUUUUGCGCAGCGAUGGAGGUGGCGAAGCGCAACCUCGAGGAAGUGGACCCUGACACGAAGAUCAGUGCGAACGAGCUAGGGUACCACGCGCUGAAGAGAAGUGGACUCGACAAGGACGAGCGCAACCUAGUGAUAGCACGAGCAGAUGAGACCUUCAACUUCCAGAAGAUUAGCACGACGCUGAAGAACCUCUUCCCGCGAGGCGGAGGUCGGCACCGGGAUCGACAGGGAGCGCGGCCGAGCUGGCGAUGGGCAAACUACAACGUCGGCGAGCGCGACCCGGAGGACGAGGACCCGAACGUCGAGUGCGACGGGUACUGGGUCCAGGACGACGACGGCUACUGGUACGAGUGGGACGAAGAGCACGGUGUCUACGCGUUAGCGGAUGACGGCGACGACAACUGGGACAGCAGCGACAUGUUCUACAUCGAGGACGACACCGACGUCUACCUCGCGAGCGAGGACGACGAGCGCCAGCAGGCCUUCGUCACGCUGCGCGAGAGUAGGCUGAAGAUGAACAAGAUCCGGGCGGCUCGAGGUUUCUUCAAGGGACGAAUCGAUGGAGUAGUGGGCGAGAGCGCGGCGGCCGGUGGCAAGGCAGCCGGGAAAGGAAGCAAAGGCGGCAAGGGCAAGGACGGCGGCAAAGGUAAGUCCAAAGACAAGAGGCAAGGGCUUCAAGGGCCGCGGCAAGACUUCGAAGGCUCAAUCACGCCCACACUGGCGCGCGUCACGCCGGACAUGUUCCACCGAAAGGACGCCCAGGACCCGGGGCCUGCGACGGAGAAGUUCCAGGAGCCAGCCGAGCACGACAUCAUGAUGGUCACAGUGGAGAGCGACCCGAUCCUACCUGAAGUACCAGAAGUGGACGCGAUGAUCUCGAGCACGAUCGUGCCAGCCACCCUGGUGGACAGCGGCGCCUCCGUGGCGGUGGCAGGGCGCGGCUGGCUGGAUAAGAUCGCCGCGGAGCUCGAGAAGUAUGGUCUGAGGCCCAUCAUCGUCGAGGCGAGCCAGAAGUUCAAGGGACUUGGCGGCGCGCGACGUGAGGCGAAGCAGAAGUGGAUCAUCCCGAUAGGUAUUGGCAAGAAGCAUGUCCUGCAAGAGUAUUUCGAGAUCCCAGGCGACAUGGUCGGCCUGACGAGCAAGAAGAACCUGGCGGACUGGAAGACGAACCUGUGCCUGCGCGAUGACGGCCAGUGGGCCGACUUCCAGGAGCUCGGGGUGCACGACAAGGAGCUCAUGAAGCUUCCCGGCGGCCACGCGGAGCCCCUCUUCGAGAAGUUCCGCAUCAACGUCGAGAAAGUCGAGCUGGAGGUUUUCCUGGUCGCGGGGGCGCUGCAGGUGUCCAAGCCAGACUUCAGGGUCCAGGACGACGCCGAUCGGGGGGUCCAGGAUGCAACGAAAAAUGGGAACAAGGGGAUCUUCAAGAAGUUUACGCUCAAGCGGAUCGACAAGCUCAUGAAGGAGUAUGCGGUUAUAUUCGAUGCAUUGCGGGACAACAACGAGACGUUUCUCUGGGAGUUGUUCGCGAAGGAGGCUCGCUUUACUCAUGUAGCUUCGAUGGGUGGUCACGCGAAUGCGACCCCCUCGGACCUAUCAGUUGGCGUGAACUUUAACGACCCUCGGACGCGAUCCGAUUUCCUGUUUUUGAUUAGGACCUUCAAGCCCUGGGUGGUUUCGGUCGCAUUCCCGUGCGCCGCUCGCACGAACAUGCAGGAGUUACAGCGUGCCCGGGGCAUGGGCGACAGGGUGGACGACCUCAUCCAGGAGCUUCGCCGGGCGUGGCGUGAAGCCUCGAUCGUGGACCUGCUGAGCUGGCACGGGAACCAGCCGCCACUCUACGAGACGGUCACGCUACACCAGUGCAUGUACGGGCUCGUGGACAACUACGGCGACCCGAUUCGCAAGCCGACGUGCAUGAUGGUGCUCAACGGCUCGUGCUUCUCUGGGUGGCUCGAGCGCAGGUGCGACGGGGGCCGCCAGCGCGCCGACAUGGUCGGGCGGAGUACGGCACUGGCACAAGCGGGCGCCUGGCCGGACGACCUGGGCAAGGCUCUGGUGGGCGCCGGCACGCGCGAGCUGGCGCGACGGACAAGCCCGGAGGAGAUGGGCAUCGGUGACGGCGCGGCGAGGACCCCGAGCAAGCAGAUCGUGAAUGCAGUGGCCACGGCGUUCAAGCUAAGGAAAGAUCUGAUCGACGUACGCGUGUUGACGGGUGGCGAGGAGGGCGCACUGGCGGACUACAGCGACGCCUACGCGGGCGACCUGGGCUUCGGGACGAUCAAGCUGGUCAAGCGGUUCCCCACCGACACGGUGAUCGCAGUUUACGUGAAGGAGCCGAAGGUGCAGACGUUCUUCCCUGCGACGACGCUCCACCUCAACAUGAGCCACCCCUCUGCUCACGCACUGAAGCGUCGGCUGAAGUCCUGCGGAGCGUCGCGGGAAGUGCUGGAUGCGGUUGACAAGCUGGACUGCGGCGUGUGCAAGGAGCUCGGCAGGCCGACUGCGGUGAGAAGCUCCAACCUGAAGAUCUCGACGGAAUUCAAUGAGAACGUGUUCCUAGACGAAGCCGAGGUGAUUCUAGCAGACGGGACCCGACUGAUGGUCAUGGUGAUGCUGGACGACGCUUCGGGCUUCGGGGUGAUCAUCCCUACUACUGCAGUGAGGUCCAUCACAGGUGAAGAGAGCCUGCGAUGCUUUUCGCAAGGCUGGCUAUCGCGGGCUGGACCACCCAAGGUGCUGUACUACGACGCGGCCAAGGGUCACAUCGCGAAGCGGUUCGCAGAGAUCGGAGAGAAGUAUACCAUCCUGAUGAGGCCGGUCCCAGCAGAGGCGCCCCAGCUCAAGGGUCGAGCGGGGUGCGCGAUCGACUUCUUCAAGGACCACUUCCAGCGCCUGAACCGCGACGUGCAGCUCACUACGGACGACGAUCCGCAUGUGUGGACAUCGGUGAUAGCGAGCACGUGCAACAACCACAUUCGGCGGAACGGCUUCACCCCCUACCAAUACGUGCUGGGCAGGUCGCCUGGCACCCCGGCCUCGCUGAUCGAGGCGACGGAGGGCGACCGGAGGCAGCUGGCAUCACAGAGCGCGGCUCUCUUCGAGGAGGGCCCGAGGAGAGCAGAGCAGAUACGUGCGGCGGCGAACCGGGCGUUCUUCGAGCUGGACAGCGAUGACGCCGUCAGGAGGGCCAUGGUUGGCCGAGUUCGCCCACCGCGUGGACCAUUCAUGCCGGGCCAGCUGGUGUUCUACUGGCGCGAGGUGAAGCACGUGGAGUCGAAGAGGCUCCAGGGCGAGCACGGUCGGCGUGGGCCAGCGAUCGUGUUGGCGACCGAAGGCCACGCGAGGCUGCACCUCAGCUACCGCGGGGUGCCGGCGGAGAUGGUGGAGAACGAGGACUUGGUCAGGCAGCUCUCUCACUGGCGUGGUGGACCUACGCUACAGAAGGGGUUCAUCGAUGAGCGUGGACCUGGGCCAGAUGGGAGCGACAAGACGGGCGUGCGCCGCGAGAGGGGCGAGAAGGACUCGGACCACGAGGACGGCGUGAUCGACGCACCAACAGCUAAGGCGCCGCGUGCCGAGCCGGCUCCACCACCGUCACGGAGAACGUACCUGCACCUGGAGACCUACCUGAAGUACCACCACUACCGGGAGGAGGACCGUCUCCUCCAGAGCAAGCUACAGACCCACCUGCCGCAGCAGCUGGGCAGGGGCACUCCGUGGACCUGGACGCGGUGGCUGCGCCAGGUAUUCCGCAUCAACAGCAACCAGAGCGAGCUGAGCAACCAGAACCUGCACCACGACUCAGCUACAAGCGACGACCAGGAGGCAGAUCGCGAACGCCUACGACUACGACGCGAGGCUCUCAAGGGCAGCUCCAUGCGACUGCCGAAGGUAUCAGACGACCCCAUGGAUCAGGAGGCACUUUUCGUCAAGGUCAAGAAUCGCCAGAGGGGCGCGUUUCUGUCACGGAGGACCGAGGCGACGAAGAAGCAGGUCACUCCCAAGAAGGGUCGGGAGAUCCGCAGCACUCCCCAGGAGUGGAAGGCGGCUUUCGACGCGAGCGACCUGGAGGAGUGGCGCAAGUGGGUCGAGUACGACGCAGUGGACUGGAUGACCGAGGAGGAGCUCGCGGGGGUGGACAAGACGGCGAUCCUGCCCAUGAGGCGCGUUCGCACGGACAAGAACGAGGCGACGAGGUGCAACCUGUCGUACGAGCAGCACCCGCUCAAGGCGAAGUCCUUGAACAUCGUUCCAGGAUACAAGGACAAGCAGCUGCUUGCUGGCGAGUUGCAGACCAACGCUCUGACGGACACGGCCACGGCGGUGAUCCUGCAGGAGGCCGCUAGCCAGUUGGGCUGGAGGCUGGAACAGGGUGACGUCCACUCGGCAUUUCUCAACGGGAAGUACCUCGACAGCUCUCGACGCGUAUACUGUCGCGCGCCGAAGGGUGGCCUGCCAGCUGUGCCGGAGUUGGGCUGGCCAGCCGUUCCAGAAGGUACGGUUCUGAGAGCGAACAAGGGGAUCUACGGGCUGAAUGAUGCACCUUUGUUGUGGUACGAGGAGCAUCGCGACACCAUGCUGUCUCUUCGAGCAGCGUCGAGAUCGAAGUUGUGCCCGGCUCUCUUCAUCUUCCACGACGAGAAUGAGAAGCUGAUCGGCCUGAUCGGGACGCACGUGGACGACGACUUGGUAGCGGGUUCGCCCGAGUUCUUCGCUAACCAGGUGACCAAGCUGAGGAAGAUGCACUGCUACGGCAAGUGGCAGACGGCGAAGACCGGUUUCCAUCACUGCAGGAGAUUCCCCAAGCAGAGAGAUGAUGGCACCAUCACCUGCAGCCAGAGGGAGUACACCGAGAGCAUCGAGAAUAUUCCGAUCUCCAACGAGCGUCGCAAGGACAUGGAAGCGCAGGCUACACCCGAGGAGAGGGCGAUGCUCCACAGCGGCAACGGCCAGAUCCAGUGGCUGAUGCGAUCUACCUGUAUGGACUUGGUAUUCCGACUGGUGGAGAGUCAAGCGAGGGCCCACGACAGCGACCUGAAGGUUCAGGAUUUGCUGGACUUCAACAGGCUGGUGAGCGAUGCCAAGACGGACCACGUGGACAUCACUUCCCAGAAUAUCAACAUAGACGACGCGAUCGUGGUGGCGGUUGGAGAUUCGAGCCACGGCAACGUGGGCAAGACGAAGACCGCGAGUCAGGCGGGCCAGGUCAUCCUGCUAGCAGACAACAAGGACGAUCAGUUCCUCCGCGGGAUGCCUGCCAAGGUCACUCCCAUGUUGUGGCGGUCGCACCGUGUCAAGCGGGUGGUGCGCAGUACCCUGGCGGCCGAGACGAUGGCGGCGCUGGAGGCGGCCGAGAGUGGCGACAUGCUGAGGCAGCACCAGGUGGAGCUGCACUAUGGACUCGGCUACCGGACCCACAUGGACGAUGUGAAGGCGAUCAAGAUGGUGGAUGUCACGGAUUGUAAGUCACUGUACGACCUGCUCCAGAAGCGAGGGCCGGUGCCCUCCGAGAAGCGGCUGCUGAUCGAUAUCGAACCGCUCAGGAACGACCUGGAGUUCAACAACGUGGUGAGCAAGUGGGUGUGCACGAAGCAGAUGCUCGCCGACUGCCUAACCAAGCACGACGUCCGCGCUGGCGACUGCAUGAGGUAUGUGCUCCAGACCGGCGAGUACCGGCUGACGGAGGAUCUCAUGGCGGACCAGGUCAUCGCCAAGUAG
Messenger RNA from Prorocentrum cordatum, 6084 nucleotides. Lineage: Eukaryota; Dinophyceae; Prorocentrales; Prorocentraceae. The record is from the annotation of a GenBank genome assembly.